Molecule: messenger RNA, 321 nt
Organism: Peronospora farinosa
Lineage: Eukaryota; Oomycota; Peronosporomycetes; Peronosporales; Peronosporaceae
Source: the annotation of a GenBank genome assembly
AUGUUUCGGAUCAACAUCGCUUUCGUGUUCAUGAUCGCGCUGCUUUCAGUCAAGCACGGCAUGGGCAACCCACUCUCAACCCCAGCUGCGGAUAGUGUUACUGAGAAUAAUGCCGAGAUAGUAUCGUCCACCAAAGGUGAACGUGAUGUCCAAGAAUAUUCACCUGGUAGUGUCACCACCAAAGAAGAACGAGAUGCGACACCUUUGUCGACUAGCAACGACGACGGUACACUGACUGUGACAAAGUUCAAUGGACAUGGUUUCAAGCAGACAUUGGGUAAUCUUUUUGGCAUUACCACUCGUCGACUUCGACACGUGUGA